AUGGAAAACGACCCGAAUAACACUACGGCGGGUCGCGAGACGGGGCGGUGUAUGUCGGUGGCCGCCAUGCAGGCGCUCCACCGGCUGCGCGAGUGCCGGCUGCUGUGCGACGCCAUCGUGCGGGCGGACGACGGCGCGGCCUUCCCGGUGCACCGCGCCAUACUCUCCGCUUGCAGCCCGUACUUUCUGGCACUGUUUACAACAACUCUUCACCGGCGCGAGCAGAGCGACGUGGUGAUAUCGGGUGUGCGCUCCGAGAUCCUGCAACUCCUGAUCGAGUACGCUUACCUCCGGCGCAUCGACGUCUCUGACUCCAACGUUCACGAGCUGCUGAUGACCGCCGACUACCUGGCCUUCCUCGGAGUACUGCAACUGUGCUGUGACCAUCUCUACAACUCGCUGAAUCCGAAAAACUGCUUAGGGAUCAUGAUGUUUGCCAGGCGCGUCUUCUGCUACAAGUUAGAGGCUGACUCUCGGCGUUAUUUGCUGCGCUACUUCGUCACCGUGGCGACCCAAAGCGAGGAGUUCCUACACUUGCCUCUGGAGGAGCUGAACUCUAUAAUUCUGGAAGACGAGCUCAACGUGAAGAGUGAGGAGGUGGUGUGGGAGGCUGUGCUGCGCUGGGUCAAUUACAAUCCGGAUGAACGCUGGCAGCACACGGUCAAACUGAUGGGCAGUAUAAGGCUUGGAUUACUGGAUACGCAAUUCUUUUUGGAAAACGUGAAAGAUCACCCGUACGUGACCGGCAACGAGGGCUCCCGCCCCAUCAUCAUCGAGACGCUGAAGUUCCUCUACGACCUGGAGAUGAUCGCCCAGAGGGACGGGGAGGUCGCCACGCCGGAGAUCGCCAGGCCCAGGGUUCCCCAUGAGGUUUUAUUUGCAAUUGGUGGUUGGAGUGGAGGCUCGCCGACAGCUUUCAUUGAGACGUACGACACCAGAGCAGACCGCUGGAUAAAGGUAGAGGAGGUGGACACCGCUGGCCCCAGGGCCUACCACGGCACCGCGGUACUGGGUUACUGCAUCUACGUGAUCGGAGGCUUCGACGGCAUGGACUAUUUCAACUCUUGUCGUUGUUUCGACGCUGUCACUAAGACUUGGAGAGAGGUAGCGCCCAUGAACGCUCGCCGUUGCUACGUCUCUGUCGCUGUGUUAGGAGAGACGAUAUACGCCAUGGGGGGGUACGACGGUCACCACAGACAGAACACGGCGGAGAGGUUCAACCAUCGUACGAACCAGUGGUCGCUGGUCGCUCCGAUGAACGCCCAGAGGUCCGAUGCCAGUGCUGCGGCGCUUGAUAACAAAAUCUACAUCACCGGCGGUUUCAACGGCCAGGAGUGCAUGAACAGCGUAGAAAUGUACGAUCCCGACGUCAACCAGUGGACCAAUUUGGCGCCGAUGCGCUCGCGACGCUCCGGCGUCUCCUGCAUCGCUUACCACAACAAGAUCUACGUGAUCGGCGGCUUCAACGGGAUAUCACGAAUGUGCAGCGGUGAGGUGUACGACCCGACUGCCAAUACCUGGGCUCCAGUGCCGGACAUGUACAACCCCAGGAGCAACUUCGCCAUUGAGGUCAUCGACGACAUGAUCUUCGCCAUUGGAGGCUUUAACGGCGUCACCACCAUCUACCACGUCGAGUGUUAUGACGAGAGGACUAAUGAGUGGUACGAAGCUACCGAUAUGAACAUCUACCGGUCGGCGUUGUCAGCAUGCGUGAUCAUGGGCCUGCCGAAUGUGUACGACUAUAUCCACAAGCAUCGCGAGCGCUUGAUGGAAGAGAAGCGGCAGAAGAUCCUGCUGUCGGAGACUGCGAGGCAUGGCCAGCACCGCACUGCGUUACCCGAUGUCCACCUGAUCGAAGACAACGACGAUAUGCUGGAACAACUGGGGCUGAUGGAGAACCGAGCGGCCAACGAGGUGGCGCCGCCCCCGCCCCCGCCGCUACCCCCCCAACCCAUGGAGCAGGAUUGACUGCUCACAACCCUUCCCCCCUAGUCAUAAUAUCCAAUCAAGAUUCCGGUACUAAUAUUAACUACCUGUCUCGUCUAAGGUAUCCUACAUACUAAUCAGUAAGAUAAUGAAGAUUUAGUAAAAAAAAAACAGUUGUAGUCAAGUUACAUAAUAAUUAUCUACUAACUUACGUAAAAUUAUUAAGUAACAUUUAUUUUUAAAAUAUUUACAAUUAUUGUAGCAAUUUUGGUUUAUUUAUUAAUGUUGUGAUAUUUUCCUAAUGUGAAUCAUACCUGAAUUUUUGGAACAUUUUUGAAAAUUGUAUAAAAUUUUUCGGACAAGUAUAUUGUACUUAUUAACUCCAUAUAUUGGUUGUUUUAUUUCUUAAUAUUA
This is a messenger RNA of Amyelois transitella, 2340 nucleotides long. It is a transcript of the gene klhl10, whose product is annotated as kelch-like protein 10. Lineage: Eukaryota; Metazoa; Arthropoda; Insecta; Lepidoptera; Pyralidae. Gene Ontology annotation, molecular function: protein binding. The transcript is spliced from 13 exons. The coding region runs from base 1 to 1968 and encodes 655 amino acids. The record is from RefSeq and is a predicted model, not a curated record.